GAAAAUUUACUUCUGGCGAAACCUGCACCCUACAACACCGCAACAUCUGGAAUCACUAUCUUCGCUCAACGCAGAGCACAUCAGCUGCCGGUCAGCCCGCCAUGGCGACCCUCCUCCCCUUUCUCUACCAGACUCGAACGCUUCAAAGGCUGUCCAGGACCGGCCUCUCGACUCCCGCAUUUCGAGCCCUCCUCCAUUCAACCACCAGAGCCAACAGCCCGAGAUAUCGACCGGGGCAGCAGAAGUCUCAAAGCAAUGAUAUUCCGUUUGAGUUGCCAGAAGGCUACGAGGAUCCGGACAAGAAGUCAGAUACCGAACCAUUUGACGAGUCUGGCGUGCCGUCGACCAUUACACCUGCAGAGCAGGAUGUCUUCAGUCGCAUUUUUGAAGAGAUUGCAGCCCGUAACAAGAAAGGCGCUUCCGCCGUUGCGCAGCCCUCCCCGGUGCCACCCAUAAAUAACGUAGCCUCGACCGCCGAAGAACAUUCGGAAUCAUUUUCCCACCUUCGCCCAUUUAGCGAGGUUGACGGACUGGAAAGUGGGACAAAGGAACAAAGCUCCAACUUGCUCCGAAGCACGGUCGAGAUUAUCGUCCAGGACGCAGCAGAGGCUCAAUCCAACGCCAGGCGGCAAAUUCAGAAACCCUUCGUCCCCCUCCAUCCUCUAGAACAAACAAAAUCAGCCACGGAAUGGGAAAAGGCACUGCUUCGGUUCCCACCGUCCCUUCGGAACGCUGCGCGCAUGGCUCUGGGCGCCAUUGAGGCAGGCAAAGAGGCAGAGGGGUUCGCGGACACCGCCGCAGGGCGCAACGAAAGCAUGAGCGAAGAGCAGCGGUCCUCAGCCGAGGUCGACUUUGACCUCAACCCCUUGGCCAAAUCCGUUCAGAACGAAGCCCUCCGGCGCGAGGAGCGCAACCGGGUUGACGCCAAGCUGCGCGCCGCAAAGACCGAUUUCGAAGUCUGGGACGUCCUCGAGGAAGAGGUCUUCCCGAUGGUCCGCAAACUCGGCAUCGACGAGGACCCGUCCAAAGCCGACCCCAACCCGAAACGUGGCAGCAAGCGCAAGACCAACAAGCCCCAAUUGGCCCUGCACAUCUACGGCCCGCUCUACCCAGCUUACCUCCUCAACGCGUUGCGCAUCCUCGACACGCAGUUUGCCCGCUCCUCCCCUUUGGCCCUGCAGAUCCUGCCGCGCGUCAAGGAGCUCGGGCCGGCGAGCUUCGUCUUGGGCGUGAGCACGCCCUUCUACAACGAGCUGGCGCGCAUCCUGUGGAGCAGGUACGGCGACCCGACCGCCGUGUUCAACUUACUCGAGGAAAUGCGCAUGGCGGGGCUGUACUGCGACGAAGGCACCCGGAGCGUAGUCCAGCAGAUCGAACAAUUCCUGGCGUCGGUCAGCCAGGGGAAUUGGGGUCCCUUCCUGCGGGAGUUGGCCAGUUUGCCUGAGUAUGAGUUUGCCAUCCUGCCGAGGAUCAGGCAUUGGUUGAAGACGAUCAAUGUGCACAUCUACGAGAGGAAGAACGAGUUGCAGGAGGUGGCGUGAUGAUUGAUGAGGGGAAUGUACGAUGGUGUACUAUUACAGGCAGCGGUGUACGAAUACGGUGGUGUAUUUUAUGGCAGGAUGUACAAGUGCAUGUACAACGGUGUCAUGAUAUCACAUUUUUUGGUUAACAGGCGAGUCAUCCGGGGUUUGGCUGUGCCGGAUGCUGGCAUCGUGCUUUCACGGUACAGGCAGCGCGACAGGCCUUUUUGGAACGCCCAUCCCAACGCUAUGGAGCCCUUCACGAGGCGACCCACGAUGCCGAUGGCGGAGGGCGAUCCAAGGUUUCCUCUUUGAAGGACGGCGCAGGAUAUCAAGCGUUCCAAGGACGACGAUCUCGCAGGGCAGACCUGGGGUCGAACCUCAAUCAAAAACUGCGGAUUUCGUAAUGGAAUGUAAUGCCAUACAAUCUUUCGGCGUUUUCGGUUUACAUGGGCAAGUGUCAGAUGAGGUCGACGCUGGGUCACGGUCGCGUAGGUUGGCCGCAUCAAGCAACAGUGGGC
Molecule: messenger RNA, 2041 nt
Organism: Parathielavia appendiculata
Lineage: Eukaryota; Fungi; Ascomycota; Sordariomycetes; Sordariales; Chaetomiaceae
Exons: 1
Coding region: 102-1541 (479 amino acids)
Cellular component (GO): mitochondrion
Source: RefSeq, a predicted model, not a curated record